Messenger RNA from Cuscuta campestris, 2304 nucleotides. The record is from the annotation of a GenBank genome assembly. Lineage: Eukaryota; Viridiplantae; Streptophyta; Magnoliopsida; Solanales; Convolvulaceae.
AAUUAUCUUAUUGUUAGUUUCAAAUGCAUUGAUUGUAUCAACUGUUGUAACCCUUUGCAAUUCCUGUCUUAAACUCACUUACUGAAUAAAAGAAUCCUAAUAAAGGAAUUUCUGUUAUUGUAGAAUGAGUCAAGAAUCCGCCCACGGACAAGGCAACAAUGAACACGUCAGCGUUCAUACUGAAGCAUCUAGUUUUACCCCUCCCGUCCAAAAUGAACCCGUCAAUCAACAAAAUGUUGGGAAUAACCCAAACGCUGGUGGUCAACCCGACCUUGUGAUUCCAGCUUUUCUAGCUAAUGUGUUGCAACAAAUAGCCAACGCACCAAUGUUUCAACCACCUCCACCACCGCCACCUCGAGUGGUAACCUACAAAACGCUAAGAGAUAACGGUGCAGAAUUAUUCUUUGGGGAUCGCAUCGGUGAACCCCAGAUUGCGUGGGACUGGAUCGAGCAGACUGCUCGAGUGUUGGAGGAUCUUAAUGUACCCAUUGGCAACUAUCCCCGACUGGCAUCUCAGCUGCUUCGCAAAGAAGCCUACGAGUGGUGGAAGAGGACCGAUGAGAGUGUAGGAACCCCUAAGCCAUGGACAUGGGCACAUUUCGAAUGGGCAUUCAAGCAAGAAUAUAUUCCAAAACGUUUUAGCGAAGAAAGACGUAAAGAAUUUGUCGAAUUGCAACAGGGAGACAUGACACUCCCCGAGUAUCGUCAGAAGUUUACUAGUCUUGCUAAGUUUGCACCAACCUUGGUGAGUACCCCAACCGAUCGCAUCGAGGAAUUCAGGAAGAAACUUCGACCUGACCUUAGGUCGCGUGUGUCCGUCCUAACCACCGUGGAUUUCGCGGAGGCCUAUGAUCUCAUAGCCAGGGCAGACAACGACUUGAGUGCUUGCAUUGAGUAUCUGAAGACAAAUAAUCAUGGUCCUUUUGUAUAAGUGUUGCGCCUCACCACAUACUCCGUAAAUUUAUGGUCCUUUUGGAUAAGUGUUGCGCCUCACCACAUACUCCGUAAAUUUAACUUCCCCACCAAUGAUAUCGUAUUCAGAAACCAGUACCAUCACCACGCAUCACAUAUUUACUCCGGCGUCUGAACCCUACACCCAAUCGAGAAUCCAAAAAUCACAGAUCAAUUACGGAGUAUUAUUUCUUUGAUUCUUCACACGCAAGAACGGAUCGUAACGACGGGAACUAGACAUCAACAGUGAACCCUAGCCACACUCCAUGGAUCUCCCAGACGCACACCGAAAGGGAGACAGUUCGUAGAAGCUACCACCAGGUACUACCCGGUUACGACCAACGAAAGAAACAUAGCCAAAUACAGAACAAUCUUACAAUCGAUGGUGUUUUUAGGGUAUAAUUUUCAAUCAGUAGUUGUUCUCAUGUUUCCUCUGACUUUAUGUUGAUUUCGGCAACGAUGAGCGACAAAACGAAGACAAAUCCAGCUUACAUAGGGUUUUCGAGGAUAGUCCUUGAUUAAUGCUCCUUGCAUGAGUUUCUACGCGAAAUAUCCAUGGGUCCUCUUUUGGUCAGGUAUUGAUAGCUUUUUCAUUGAUCAAAUGGUUGCUCUGUUAGUAAGGGAAGUUGCAGAUUGGGACACCAUUAGGUUUUGUUCUUUGCUAAACAAAAUUGUGCAGGUUAUCUGGACAACUACAUCUUGGAGUGGAGCAAUAGUUGGAGUUUUGCUCAAAAUAUGAGUGGUUAAUAGCAACUUUGGCUCAAUAAUGCAGGUUCUCUAAACCACUACAACUUUGAAUUGAGCAGGUGAUAUUUUUUUAAAUAAUAUGAAGUAUAAAACUAAAGCAGAAAAACUCAGUUGAGAUAUUGUUUAGAUGUGUCUUAGAAAUUGGAGUCCAAAUGGCAUUGUGGCACUGCUAGGUUGGGUUCCAAGGGGCUAUUUUCGAUGCUGAAGCAAUGCCAUGAUUUGUGAAGGCCAUGAACUGCAUUUUCACUGCAAUUGCAGCUGGUUUCAGGGCAGUUUUGGGCGCUCUAAUCUCUGGUUUUUGUGUGAGCUGAGGACAUGAUGCUGAUGGUUUUGAGGGCUAUUGGAGUGGCUUUGCUGUGGUAUACCGGAACUGAUUUCAAUUUAAUUGUGGCCUUGCGUAUGGACUGGAAUAGCAGGUCCUGCUGCCAAUUAACUUGUUUUGGGCAGUAAGUUCAAACCAUAGUGAGUGGUUGAUAAACACCUGCUGAAAUUUGAACAUUCAUUGAUAAACACGUGCUGAAAUUCCAGAAGUACCAAUUAUUUGUAUCAAGUUUUGACAUUGUUAUACUAUUUAAGCUAUUUUCUUAGCCUAUUAGCUCAAUGGUA